Molecule: messenger RNA, 582 nt
Organism: Meloidogyne enterolobii
Lineage: Eukaryota; Metazoa; Nematoda; Chromadorea; Rhabditida; Meloidogynidae
Source: the annotation of a GenBank genome assembly
AUGAAAUCCACAAACAAUGCCCUUAUUACCCAAAUAAAAAGUCCCUUGUUUGGAUUAUAUCGCCUUACAAAAUUGUUACUAAUUUUUCCAAUGAUUCAAUUUUGGUUUUUAUGGAGAGGGAUUGAAGGAUUUAAUUUUGGAGAUUUUUCCUCUCCACAUCAACGCCUACUCAGCGAAUUAUUCCACAAUUACGAUAAAAGACUCCAACCAAUUGGAGAAAAUAAAUACUCAAAAACUGUGCAUAUUAACGUAACAAUAGUUUUGGGUAUUUUAAUUGAAAUGAGAGAAAAUGAACAGGUUGCUGCUUAUGUUAUUUCUCAUAUUCAAGUAAAUUGUUUAAUUUAAAUAAGUUUUCCUGAUUUAUUGUUUCCGGAAAGUCUUAAUUAAUUGUAAAAUAUCCCCAUAAUUGUUUUCCGGAAUAAAAAACACAAUUAAUCCCAAUAACACAUUUGUAUAUGCGACAUUUGAAUACUCACGACACUUACUAGAGCGAUAUUGAUGGACACGAUAUUUGCGAACAUGAUAAUUGUGAACCCGACAAAUGUGAACAUGACUUUUGUGAACACGACAAUUGCGUAACUG